CCUGGAGGCUACUUCUGUUCCUGCCGUCCAGGCUAUGAGCUUCAGAAGGACAGGUAUUCCUGCCAGGCUGAGUGCAGCAGCGAGCUGUACAUGGAGGCAUCGGGCUACAUCUCCAGCCUGGAGUACCGCCGGUCCUACCCCGCUGACUUGCACUGCGACUACAGCAUCCGGGUAGAGCGGGGCCUCACCCUGCACCUCAAGUUCGUGGAGCCUUUUGAAAUUGAUGACCACCAGCAAGUACACUGCCCCUAUGACCAGCUACAGAUCUAUGCCAAUGGGAAGAACAUUGGCGAGUUCUGUGGGAAGCAAAGGCCCCCCGACCUUGACACCAGCAACAAUGCUGUGGAUCUGCUGUUCUUCACAGAUGAGUCAGGGGACAGCCGGAGCUGGAAGCUGUGCUACACCACCAAGAUCAUCAAGUGUCCCCAGCCCAAGACCCUAGACGAGUUCACUGUCAUCCAGAACCUGCAGCCUCAGUACCAAUUCCGUGACUACUUCAUUGCUACCUGCAAGCUAGGCUACCAGCUCAUAGAGGGGAACCAGGUGCUGCACUCCUUCACAGCUGUCUGCCAGGAUGAUGGCACAUGGCAUCGUGCCAUGCCCAGAUGCAACAGUAAGUCACAAUUCAGGGAUAUGAUCCUGGGGACUUCCCACCUCCAACCUCAAGGACUGUGGGCAGCCCCGAAAUCUGCCUUCCAUUACACCACCACAAUCGGGGUGAAUACCUACAAGGCCCAUAUCCACAACAUCAACAACAGCACCAACAGCAGUCACCACCAUCACUGCCAUCACUACAAUCGACAUUUCAUUACUAUUACUAACACCACCAUCACCACUACCAUUAUUACCACCAUCACCACCAUCACCACUAUCAUCAUAACCAACACCAUUGUCAACACUACCAUGAUCACCACCACCAUUACCAACACCACUAUCACCACCACCACCAUUGCCAACACCAACACUACCAUCACCACCACCAUUACCAUCACCACCACCAUUACCACCAUCACCAUUACCAACACCAUCAUCACCACCAAUACCACCAUCACCAUUAACACCAUUAACAAUACCACCAUUAACAACACCACUGUCAUCAUCAACAUUGACAUCACAAUUGCCACCGCCAUUACCAACAUCAACACCACCAUCACCACCAACACCGACACCACAGUCUUUGCCACCAUCAUGACCACUACAGCUAACUCACCUCUGCCUUCAGGGCUGUACACCUGCACAGCACAGGGCAUUUGGAAGAAUGAACAGAAGGGAGAGAAGAUUCCUCGGUGCUUGCCAGUGUGUGGGAAGCCCGUGCACCCCGUGGAACAGAGGCAGCGUAUCAUCGGAGGGCAAAAAGCCAAAAUGGGCAACUUCCCCUGGCAGGUGUUCACCAACAUCCACGGGCGCAGGGGCGGGACCCUGCUGGGCAACCGCGGGAUCCUCACGGCUGCCCACAACCUGUAUCCCAAGGAACACGAUGCACAAAGCAAUGUCCCCUUGGAUGUGUUCCUGGGCCGCACAAAUGUGGAAGAGCUCAUGAAGCUGGCCAAUCACCCCAUCCGCAGGGUCAGCAUCCACCCAGACUACCGUCAGGAUGAGUCCCACAAUUUUGAGGGGGACAUCGCCCUGCUGGAGCUGGAAAAUAGUGUCACCCUGGGUCCCAACCUCCUCCCCAUCUGCCUCCCUGACAACGAGACCUUCUAUGACCUGGGCUUGAUGGGCUAUGUCAGUGGCUUUGGGGUCAUGGAGGAGAAGAUUGCUCAUGACCUCAGGUUUGUCCGUCUGCCCAUAGCUAAUCGAGAGGACUGUGAGACCUGGCUCCGGGGAAAGAAUAGGACGGAUGUGUUCUCUCAAAACAUGUUCUGUGCUGGGCACCCGUCUCUAAAGCAGGAUGCCUGCCAGGGGGAUAGUGGGGGCAUUUUUGCAAUAAGGGACCGGAACACUGAUCCCAGGAUCCCUUCUAGCCCCUUCUGGGCUGGUCCAGUUUGAAGUAGGUUCCUUCGCUUCAACUCCUCUUGACCACUGGACAUUGUCUUUCCUCCCUGGCGUGAGCUGCUGACCCACCAGUCCAUUUUCUUCUGACCAAAGAAAAGUGACAAUUCACCUUCUUUAAAAAGGUAACUACUUUCCUGAGUUUCAGAAGAAGCGGACAUAUGUUCCCAAGUAACUUGCAAGGUACUAUGACGGAUACCCUUUAAACACAAUGAAUGACUUUCUAGCCCCUCUAGGACCUGGUGAUGAGCUCUUCCCAGCUCUGAAGUCUCUGAUGAUGAUUCAUUUAGAUCUUCUCCCUGAGUCUCUGAUGAUGAUUCAUUUAGCUCUUCUCCCUGCCAUUCACCCAGAGAAAUGACCUUGCAGCACAGUCAACGAUCCAAAACCCAUACCCGUCACACUGUACAAGGCGGCAGCAAAGAGGGAAAUUCUUCACCAAUACCUCAGCCCAUCAGCAAGGGCAGAACCCAAAUAGACCGGUGAUUCUCUGAGAGGGAGGAACUUCCUUUUUCUGUUACUUA
Messenger RNA from Chlorocebus sabaeus (green monkey), 2513 nucleotides. The record is from RefSeq and is a predicted model, not a curated record. NCBI's taxonomy places the organism in Eukaryota, Metazoa, Chordata, Mammalia, Primates, Cercopithecidae.